AUGCCUAUGAAAGGACGGUUUCCGAUCCGGAGGACUAUGGAGUACCUCCAGAAGGGGGACAUCAUCUUUAAAAACAGAGUGAAGAUCAUGACGGUCAAUUAUAACACACAUGGAGAGCUUAGCGACGGAGCAAGAAAGUUUGUCUUCUUCAAUAUUCCUCAGAUUCAGUACAAAAACCCAUGGGUCCAAAUAAUGAUGUUCAAAAAUAUGACACCGUCACCUUUCGUGAAGUUCUACCUGGAUGAUGGUGAGCAAGUUCUGGUGGAUGUGGAAGGGAAGGACCACAAACAAAUAUCACAACAUGUGAAGAAGAUUUUGGGCAAAACAGACGAAGUGUUACAAGCUGAGGCUCGAGCGAAGAUGCAAGCCUCCAACCCUGCCAACUUUGGGCCGAAAAAGUACUGUCUGAGAGAGUGUAUCUGUGAGGUGGACGGCCAGGUGCCGUGUCCUGGCACCACGCCGCUGCCCAAGGAGAUGACAGGCAAAUACCGUGCCAAGAUGGCGGCGUCACAGGAGUGAGAAGAAGAGGAUAAAAAUGCUCUUGUUUAUUUGGACAAUAUAUUGAUUAGAUUUUGUACGAUGAUGCAAAAAAAGGACUACGACAUUGCAUAUUUUGUUGUAAAUAUGUCUAACUUAAUGGAUCAUAACUGGCUGGACUGAGACAGUUUUAAUCGUUCAUAACCAGCAGGAACCUUUGACACCUUGACCUGUCGUGGGCGGUGUUUGUACAUGAUGUGACCUGGUUGAAGUCUCCACACGUCUAGAUGUGAUUUACAUUCAGCACAGUGUCUAUGUUGUAAUGUGAGCAUUCAAAUAAAAACUCUAUUUGCCUAUUGCUCUAUGGAAAUAUCAGGAAAAUCUCAGUCCUACUAAUAACAACCAACCAGGUCACCAAGCAGAAAUGAGAAACAGGAACAUUCUUCAUUAGACAACUUUUUUUUUUUUUUUUUUUAUUGGUGAUGAGAUGGAUUUUUCUCAAGUUAUUAAAUCGAUAUCUGUGCGUCCAAAAUGUUUAGGUUUUGCAAUUAAUGUUGCUAAAAUCAACUGCUAACACACAUUAGCAAAGCUCCUCAACUUAUUCACAAUGUCACAAAACA
This is a messenger RNA of Acanthopagrus latus (yellowfin seabream), 1097 nucleotides long. RefSeq names its product mitochondrial ribosomal protein S25 (gene mrps25). The transcript has 4 exons. The record is from RefSeq and is a predicted model, not a curated record. Lineage: Eukaryota; Metazoa; Chordata; Actinopteri; Spariformes; Sparidae. Gene Ontology annotation, cellular component: mitochondrion. Bases 1 to 519 code for a protein of 172 amino acids. Gene Ontology annotation, molecular function: structural constituent of ribosome.